AUGGGUCUGAUGGGCAGUGUUCCUCCACAUUUGGGUAAUCUGUCCUUUUUGACAUAUCUCGACAUUAGCAACAACAGCUUCAGUGGAAACCUGCCUCCCCAGUUAUCUCGCCUGCGCAGAUUGAAGUACCUGAAUGCGAAUUCUAACAACUUCGCGGGAGAUAUUCCAUCAUGGUUUUCUCUCUUGCCUCAACUUCAAGAUCUGUCUCUUGCUUACAACAGUUUCACAGGUACAAUUCCACCCCUGUGCAACACAACAAAGCUGGCGAGUUUGGUACUAGGAUUCAAUUUGCUACGAGGAAAUAUUCCUUCUGAGAUUGGUAAUCUUCAGCACCUGAAAUGGUUAAGUUUGGGAUACAACAGGCUCACAGGUUCCAUACCUCUUACCAUAUUUAACAUCUCAUCAUUGCAACGUCUUGUGUUAACAAAUAACUCACUAUCUGGAGAACUUCCCAUCGACAUAUGCUCUCAUCUUCCACAACUCGGAACACUUGCUCUUUCUGUAAAUGAAUUGGGGGGCCAAAUUCCAGCAGGUAUACAUAAAUGCUCUGGACUUCAAAUUUUAUCACUGUCCUACAACGAUUUCACUGGGAGCAUACCGAGACAGGUUGCGAAUUUAAGUAUGCUUACCAAUCUAUAUCUUGGUAACAACAAGUUAGAAGGUGAAAUAAUCCCUGAGAUUGGUAAUCUUCGUAGACUGGAACUGCUAAGCAUGGAGAAUUCUGGCCUUACCAGUACUUUGCCAUCGUCUUUAUUUAAUAUCACUAAUCUAUACUGGAUUAACCUUUAUGGAAAUCACCUGACCGGAAGCUUGACAAAGGAAAUGUGCUCGCAUCUUCCAGUACUUCGAUUUUUUGAUAUUGGAAGAAAUGGAUUUACUGGGAAAAUUCCGAAGGAAAUUGGCAAUUGUACUUCCAUAGCGAACUUUUACCUGAGUGAAAAUAACUUUACAGGUGAAGUUCCCUGGGAAAUAGGUAAUCUUUUCAACUUAGACAGAUUAGCAUUGAAUCAAAAUAGCUUAGAAGGUGAAAUCCCACCAAUAAUAUUCAACAUCUCAACACUCAGAGGCAUUUCACUUCUGGGAAAUUACUUUUCUGGAAGUCUUCCAGAAAAUAUUGGCCUUGAGCUACCAAAUCUUGAGGAAUUGUACCUCGGCAUAAACAACUUCAGUGGAUUCAUCCCUGCCUCUAUUUCAAAUGCUUCUAAACUCACUAGGCUAGGACUUGGAUAUAAUCAUUUCACCGGUUCAAUUCCCAACUCAUUCGGUAGUCUCAGACACCUGCAAUAUCUAAACGUGGUUGUAAAUAACCUUACCGGUGAAUCAUCACUCCGAGAGUUGAGUUUCUUCAAUUCGUUGAUGAAUUGCAAACAGCUGAGACAAUUGUGGAUAGGCGAUAAUCCUCUAAAUGGAAUCCUUCCAGCUUCUAUUGGAAACCUCUCUUCCUCUCUUGAACAUAUUUAUGCAGCUAAUGGUGGAAUCAGAGGCCACGUUCCUAAUGAAAUUGGUAAUUUGAGCAGCUUGGCAUUCUUGUAUCUGCAUGGAAAUGAAUUGACAGGAUCCAUUCCGAGGACGCUUGGAAGAUUACGGAAUCUCCAAGCUUUGAAUCUAUACGACAACAAAGUUGUAGGAUCCAUCCCAAAUGACCUAUGCAAUUUGAAGACGUUGGGGUAUCUAAGUUUGAGCUUUAACAAUAUCUGCUGCUCACUGCCAGCAUGCUUGGGAAAUAUAUCAUCUCUAAGAAAUAUUUAUUUAAGUGGAAAUAGAUUGAAUUCUACUAUACCUGUAAGCCUUUGGAGCCUCACUGAUCUAUUGCAUUUGGAUUUGUCCUCCAACUUCUUAAAUGGAUCUCUACCUCCAGAGAUAGGAAAUCUGAAGGUUGCAACACUGAUGAAUAUUUCGAUGAAUCAAAUUUCCGGCAUAAUCCCCACGACAGUUGGAGGUAUGAAAGGCAUACUUGAACUUUCUUUUGCUUUUAAUAGAUUGGAGGGACGUAUUCCGGAAUCAUUUGGCAAUAUGUUAGCCUUGGAAUCCUUGGACUUAUCUUAUAACAAUCUCUCAGGUGCAAUCCCCAUGUCAUUAGAAACACUUUUACAUCUUACAUACUUCAAUGUAUCUUUCAAUAGAUUGAGUGGUGAGAUUCCUACUGGAGGUCCUUUCUCAAACUUUACAUAUGAAUCCUACAUGUCAAAUGAAGAACUAUGCGGUGCUAUCCGGUUGCAAGUUCCAGCAUGUAUGGCUAGUCAUCCGAACCACGGGAGAAGGAGAAAACAACUACUACUGAUAGUCUCUACUUCACUGGCUGCCUGCAUAGUUCUAGCCUCGUUGACAAUAAUCUUGAUAAGGCGCCAAAAGAGGGAUAAUAUUCCCAUUCAAACAGAUUCUUUAGUGGAAGCCUCACAUGGAAGAAUAUCUUACCGUGAACUUGAACAGGCAACCAAUGGAUUUAGUGAAAACAACUUGCUUGGCAGAGGAAGUUCUAGCUCCGUAUAUAAAGCAACACUGUUAGAUGCUUCUGUAGUAGCUGUGAAGGUAUUUAACCUGCAACAUGAAGGGGCAUCUAGAAGUUUCGACACAGAAUGUGAAAUACUACGCAAUCUUCGCCACCGAAAUCUGGUGAAAAUUGUCAGCAGUUGCUCUAACCUUGAUUUCAAAGCUUUAAUUCUAGAUUUCAUGCCUAACGGGAGCCUGGAGAUGUGGCUUCAUUCUAGCAACCAUUUUUUGGAUAUUAUGCAAAGAUUAGACAUAAUGACAGAUGUGGCUUUUGCAUUGGACUAUCUCCAUUAUGGUUAUUCAACACCUGUGGUUCAUUGCGAUCUGAAGCCAAGCAAUGUGUUGCUAGACGACGAUAUGGUAGGACAUGUCAGUGAUUUCGGCAUUGCGAAAUUGUUAGGAGUGGAGGAGACCAUUGCACAAACCAAGACCCUUGCAACAAUUGGAUAUAUUGCACCUGAGUAUGGAUCGGAAGGAUUAGUGUCCACAAAGUGUGAUAUUUACGGCUACGGGAUCAUGUUAAUGGAAGUUUUCACAAGAAAGAAGCCCACUGAUACAAUGUUUGAAGGAGAAUUAACGCUGAAAUAUUGGGUAAAAGAAUAUUGGCCUAAUGCAAUAAUGCAAAUUACUGAUCUUGAUUUAUUAAGGCCACAGGAAGAGAAUUUAACAGCAAAACUGCAGUUGAUAUCAUCCAUCAUGGAAUUAGCUUUCCAGUGCUGUGAAGAAUCACCAGAGGAAAGGAUCAAUGUUAGAGAUGUUCUAUCAGCACUCAACAAAAUCCGAUCUCAAUUUUCGCUAUUUAUUUGCAGACAGGGAAAAUGA
Molecule: messenger RNA, 3312 nt
Organism: Fraxinus pennsylvanica
Lineage: Eukaryota; Viridiplantae; Streptophyta; Magnoliopsida; Lamiales; Oleaceae
Source: the annotation of a GenBank genome assembly